UAUUCCCAAUGGAAAAUCUCAAAUUUGGUGAAGGUUUUCCGCUUUCCACUAUGUGAGGAUGUUCGUUUCGUGGAGCUCAAAACCCUAACCAAAACCCUUCCUUCAAUCUCUUCAUUCUAAUCCCAAAAUGUCCAAAAUUUCCUCCACAUUUCUUCUUCAUUUCAUCCAAAAACGUUUUCUCAACACCAUUUCUACUUCUACAUUGCCUUUACCCUCUGUUUCUACCAUCCAAUUCCUCCAAAAUUCAUGUGGCCUUUCUUCAGGAUCUCCUACCUCUGGCGGUCGAAAGCUCCAAUUCGAUGAACAAAACAUCCAGAAGUACGGAGCCGUUAUCGGUUUCUUGAAAUCACAUGCAUUCGAGAAUCCACAGAUCGCCAACUUGGUCUCGAGGCGACCUUCGCUCCUUCAAUCCAAAGUAUCCACCAAUCUGAAGCCAAAAUUUGAGUUCCUCCAGGAAAUCGGGUUCGUCGGUCCUUUACUUCCUAAGCUAAUUCUAGCAAACCCUUCAAUUCUUCUCUGGAGCUUAGAUUCUCAUUUGAAACCAUCAUUUCGUCUCUUAAAGGAAAUGGUUGAAUCUGAUGAACAAGUAACUGCUGCUAUUUUUCGUUCUUCGUGGCUUCCAACUUUUAAUUUCAAGAGUAUUGUAAAACCUAAUUUUGAUGUUUUGGUCAGUGAAGGAGUACCUUCUAGGAAUUUAGCGAAGUUGAUCCAAGUGCAGCCUAGAGUUAUUACGCAAAAGGUUGAUAGAUUGAUUCAAGUUGUGCAAACGGUUAAAGAAUUGGGCAUUGAACCAAAGGCUCGUUUGUUUAUUCGUGCACUUAGAGUAAUGAGUUCAUUGAGUGAUUCAACUUGGAAGAAGAAAAUAAAUGUUAUGAAGAGUUUAGGAUGGUCUGAGAAGGAGAUUCUUACAGCAUUUAAGAAAGAACCAAAAUAUUUAGGUUGUUCAGAGGAGAAAAUGAGGGAUGUUGCAGAUUUCUGUCUCAACACUGCAAAGUUGGAUCCAGAAACUGUACUUUCUUACCCUGCGUUGUUCAUGAGUGCACUGGACAAGCUCCGACCGAGGUACAAAGUUAUUGAGGUUUUGAAGGUGAAAAAUCUUCUUAAGAACAAAAAGAUUGCUUGGUUGCUUUUAGAAAGGGAGAGAGAAUUUGUGGAGAAAUACAUAGUUAAGCAUUUGGAUGAAAUCCCAAAUCUGAUGGACAUAUACAGAGGCAAUGUGGAAGCAGAAGCUGAAACCAAAAGUGUUGUAUAGGAUUGGAAAGUUGUAAGUUAACAAUCUUCAUCAUCAUCUUCUUCCAACUUGAGGCUCUUACAUAAUUCUUUCAACUUUUCUAAGUUUGUGUGUACUAAUUUUGUAUCUAAUGAUCUUGAAAUGGACGUGGUUUUUCUCAAUUACAUGAUACAUUAUUCCAAAUAAC
Molecule: messenger RNA, 1418 nt
Organism: Cucumis sativus (cucumber)
Lineage: Eukaryota; Viridiplantae; Streptophyta; Magnoliopsida; Cucurbitales; Cucurbitaceae
Exons: 2
Coding region: 128-1252 (374 amino acids)
Biological process (GO): regulation of DNA-templated transcription; chloroplast organization
Cellular component (GO): chloroplast
Molecular function (GO): double-stranded DNA binding
Source: RefSeq, a predicted model, not a curated record